AUGAUCAGCAACGCGCAGCGCAUCCAGUUCCUAGUUUCCCACGAGGAGGGAUUUAGCAGAUCUCGCCUGCCAGCACUCUACUCCGAUUUCCGCGGCCUGUUAAAUCACAACCCUGAAGGCUAUGCAGCCAACGUCUCGGCCUGGCGGCGCGGCCUGACAUCUCUAGUCCGACAGGGAAUGCUGCCGCCUGCGUCGUCGAAGCCAACGUCAUCGGCCGAUGCGAAACACGCUCCGACAGGGGCUUCUCGAAACCGCCUGAUCCUCUCCGCCGGCCCGCAGCUGCUCGACGCCCUGCAGAGCGACCGGUACGGCGCUCCGGACGCGCUCGAUGCUGUGCUUCGCGAGGCUGUGCAGGACCGCGACCUCGUACCUCUGACGGCCUUUCUGAGCGCAAAGGAGAGCAUAUACGGUCGCGGCGGUUCGUGGGCCUCGUGGGCCGCCGCCGUCCCUUGGAACGUGCUGUCCUGGGGUCUGCACCAGCUGGGUGGCCUCAGCGGCCUCAGCGGUCUCGGCAGUGGUAGUGGCGGUGGCAAGAUCCCGGCGCAGCAGCUUGUCGUGCUUGCCAACGUUGAGGAGGCAGCGACGGCGUUCAUCGAGAAGACGGCCGGUCUACGGUCGCGAUUCGAACGGACCUGGUCGGUGGCGCACUUCAAGCGCACGUUUGGCCAGCCAGGCUCGAUUCUGGACGACUAUGACGACUUCGACGAGCAGCUGCUGCAGCAGCAAGAAGAAGGAAGCAGCAGCCGCAAGAGAGCAGCGCUUUCCGGCGCAGACAUCGAUGUGCUGCUCGUGUUUUUGUCACGUGACAAGCACCUCGUUGCCUAUGACGGCCGGGUGGUGACGCUGCUCCAGGACGGCGGCGGUGGAAGUGGCUCGUCCAAGACGACAAGAACAACUGCCGUGGCCAUCACGGAAGAAGACAGCGCGGUGGCACAGCUGCGGGAGCUGCUGGAGUCGUUGACGCACCAGACAGACGUGUUGAGCCGGCGCGUGGACGAGCUGACGGCGACAGCUCGCGACGCGGCGACUGUACGCAAGAACCGGGUGGCAGCUCUGGCGGCACUGCGGCUCAAGAAGCAGACGGAGACGGCGCUGGCGACACGAUUCGCCACCCUGGCCCAGGUCGAGGCGGCGGCUGCCCGUAUCGAACAGGCCGCCGACAACGUGCAGGUUGUGCAGGCCAUGGAUGCCAGCGCGAGCGCGCUGCAGUCGCUCAACGCGCAGGUCGGGGGUGCCAGCGGCGUCGAUGAGGUGGUCGAACGCCUGCGCGAACAGAUGGACGCUGCUGACGAGAUUGGCCACAUCCUCGCCGAAGAGGCCGGCGGGUCGGCUGCUCUAGAAGUCGACGACGCUGAGAUCACCGCUGAAUUGGCUGCCCUGGAAGAGCAGCAGAUGCAGAAGCUGCAGGGACAGACGCGCGUCCACGACGAGGACAAGGAGGCAGCUGCGCAGGAGACCAUGCGACGUCUCGCGGCCGUUGGCCCCGUCCCCGACAGCGUCCCAGUGCCAGACCACUUCUCUGAGGGCGCGCUGGAGGCUGUGUUGGAGGCUGAGACUACCGCCAGCUUGCGCGGGCUGUCGAUCAACGAACCGCCGGCCAGCUGA
Molecule: messenger RNA, 1605 nt
Organism: Grosmannia clavigera kw1407
Lineage: Eukaryota; Fungi; Ascomycota; Sordariomycetes; Ophiostomatales; Ophiostomataceae
Product: snf7 family protein
Exons: 2
Coding region: 1-1605 (534 amino acids)
Biological process (GO): vesicle budding from membrane; late endosome to vacuole transport via multivesicular body sorting pathway
Cellular component (GO): cytoplasmic side of plasma membrane; ESCRT III complex; multivesicular body
Source: RefSeq, a predicted model, not a curated record